AUGGGUUGGCUGCCCUGGCCGCAGAGCCGCCUCGACGUCGUGCGCCGCCUGCUCGCCGAGGUGCCGCUCGUCGACGGGCACAACGACCUGGCGUGGAACGUGCGCCUCUACUGCCGCGGCCGGCUGUCGGCUGUCAACCUGACGGAGGACCUGCGCCGCGUCGAGCCGUGGGCCAGCAGCGCCUGGUCGCACACCGACCUGCCCCGGCUGCGGCGCGGGCUCGUCGGCGCACAGUUCUGGUCGGCGUACGUGCCGUGCGGCGCGCAGCACCUGGACGCGGUGCAGCUGGCGCUCGAGCAGGUGGACCUGGUGCGCCGCAUGACAGCGCUCUACCCGGGCCACCUCACCUUCGUCACCUCUGCCGACGGGUUGGUGGCGGCGCACCGCGAGGGCCUGGUGGCUUCGCUGGUGGGUGUGGAGGGCGGCCACGCGCUGGGCAACUCUCUGGCCGUGCUGCGCAUGCUCUACGCGCUCGGCGUCCGCUACCUCACGCUGACGCACCUCUGCAGCACCGCGUGGUGA
Messenger RNA from Schistocerca americana (American grasshopper), 522 nucleotides. Its product is annotated as dipeptidase 1-like. The transcript is spliced from 4 exons. Gene Ontology annotation, molecular function: metallodipeptidase activity. Gene Ontology annotation, biological process: proteolysis. Lineage: Eukaryota; Metazoa; Arthropoda; Insecta; Orthoptera; Acrididae. The record is from RefSeq and is a predicted model, not a curated record. Bases 1 to 522 code for a protein of 173 amino acids.